This is a messenger RNA of Lynx canadensis (Canada lynx), 427 nucleotides long. Its product is annotated as histone H2A type 1-E-like. Gene Ontology annotation, molecular function: structural constituent of chromatin; DNA binding; protein heterodimerization activity. The record is from RefSeq and is a predicted model, not a curated record. The transcript has a single exon. NCBI's taxonomy places the organism in Eukaryota, Metazoa, Chordata, Mammalia, Carnivora, Felidae. Gene Ontology annotation, cellular component: nucleosome. The coding region runs from base 8 to 394 and encodes 128 amino acids.
GGUCGUGAUGUCCGGACGCGGGAAGCAGGGCGGCAAGGCUCGCGCCAAGGCCAAGACGCGCUCGUCGCGGGCCGGGCUGCAGUUCCCGGUGGGCCGCGUGCACCGGCUGCUCCGCAAGGGCAACUACGCCGAGCGGGUGGGGGCCGGCGCGCCGGUGUACCUGGCGGCCGUGCUGGAGUACCUGACGGCCGAGAUCCUGGAGCUGGCGGGCAACGCGGCCCGCGACAACAAGAAGACGCGCAUCAUCCCGCGCCACCUGCAGCUGGCCAUCCGCAACGACGAGGAGCUCAACAAGCUGCUGGGCCGCGUCACCAUCGCGCAGGGCGGCGUCCUGCCCAACAUCCAGGCCGUGCUGCUGCCCAAGAAGACCGAGAGCCACCACAAGGCCAAAUAAGGAGUAAGGUCGGGGAAGUUGCCAAACAAAGGC